Molecule: messenger RNA, 470 nt
Organism: Prorocentrum cordatum
Lineage: Eukaryota; Dinophyceae; Prorocentrales; Prorocentraceae
Source: the annotation of a GenBank genome assembly
AAGGCGCACGACUGCCCGCUGGACCGGGGUACACAUGUUCUCAAGCAGCAGAAGGCUACGGACCACUUCUCCAUGGUCUCACCGGUGUCGUCGCCCAUGCCGACACCCCUUGCGGAGCCCACGGUCUACAAUGGCGACGUGAACCUGUGUUUCCCGUCGACCGGGGGGACGUCGGUCGUGGCCCACACGCCCCAGGUGACGCCGACGAACGAGGAGGACGCGCGGAUCGGGGCGCCGCUCUCGCCCUUCACCCCGGGCCCCGACGGGUCGUCCGGGAAGUCGCCGUUCAGCCCGGCCACCCCAGGCAUUGGCAGGUACACCCCGGGCAGCGAGCUCCUCAGCCCGGCCAGCCACGCCGCCUCGCCCGUCAGUCAGAUCUACACUCCCGCGGACGUGGACCCGGAGGACCGCGAGGCUUCCCCGGCCUACGAGCCCUUCAGCCAGACGUUGCCGUCGCCAGCGAGCCCGGU